Molecule: messenger RNA, 1864 nt
Organism: Frankliniella occidentalis (western flower thrips)
Lineage: Eukaryota; Metazoa; Arthropoda; Insecta; Thysanoptera; Thripidae
Exons: 4
Coding region: 65-1210 (381 amino acids)
Source: RefSeq, a predicted model, not a curated record
GCGAGUCUCGGCAGCCCAACUCCGAGCAUUGUGGUGUCACGACAAUGAAUGCGGGAGGAAGUACAUGAAGGGGUGUCCGUUACGAACUUGUUCAGCAUUAGAUGGAUUAUCAUGUGGAGAAGCUGAGGGUGAGGGACAAGGUCUCACAUCACAAGAAUUCGAAUUGUUGAAAAUUAGAAUUGGGGAAAUGUGGAGGAUAGCGUCGACUUUGUUCGAGGUAUUCAUCCAGAAGGGUGCAGAGUUGGAGGGUUACCGAGUCCGGGUUAGGACUGAUAAACCACUUAAUGUUUCCAUCAAACCACUGGAAGCUAUAGAAUUCGGUUGGAUAGCCCAGAUUCCAAAAGAGUUGGCUUUGGCACAUGUCUUUAAUAGGAGUGCACUUGAACCUAACGGAUAUUUUGGGGGACCGGUUAGCUAUAUGAACUGGUGCGAAACUAAAAAACAGAAGGUUGCAGUCAUUACAUGUGAGAGCCAUUCCAUGUGCAGGAUAUACUUGUCUGGUUCUCACGGUCCUGGCAAGGAGCUCAAGUGGGAUUACGGUCGCACAGAGAUGCCCAUACUUCAUGAUUGGUUCUUGCCUGAGUGUUGUCAGUUGUCCACUGUUGAUCCUGUAGAGAAGAAGCGGCAUGAAAAGUACAGCAGCAGUAGACGGAUCCACUGGUUUACAGAGUCGUGUGUCCUAUGUGGGGAGCUCUUUUCAAUUGCUAAUAAGGAAUUUAGAGUCCAGAGGAAGCAGCACUUCAUUGGAAAGCACGCAAACUUCCUGGGCAGUCUUUGGGAUGGAUGCGGCUCCUAUGAUUUAGAAAAAGUUUCUCGUGACACUUUGCUGUACAUGGCUGAAAAACUGAAUCAUUUCUUGAAUGAAUUGAAAACCAUGAAUUGGGGCUGGCUUCCUGCAUGCAAAGUCUUCAAUGAAGAGGAAAUGGAGCUUUUUGAAAAGGACCCUGAAGGUUUAAAGCAUGAACUGUGCAAGAGGAAGGAAAUGUUCAAAAGGGCUGGAGUCCUGAUCCUUCGUGGCUUAGAUGUUCCCUCCACAUUUGAGCAUUUCAAACCAAUUGAACCUCUGAGGUGGAGACUAAUAGCAUGGGAGAAGAAUAUGAAGCCGACACCUGGGCGUUAUGCUGUUGCACCUGAGGUGAAGAGAGAAAUUGAGGCACUGACACCAUCAUUUCUCUCUACCUUUUUUGAAAAGUACAUGGAAAUUUCUUAAAUCCUUUCAUAUUCAUAUGGGAUUUGAAAAUGGAGGUAAUGGUCUCGAUAUAAAAUUGGAGUGCAUGAAACAGGAACUGGUUCAGUCAACACACUUUCUUUGAUUCGAAGUACAAAGUAACCUGAGUGGGAUGAGCACACAGAUCAUAUUUUAGUGAUGAAGCAAGUGUCUCUUUAUCGACACUCCAUAUAUGCAUCCCAAGCACCAAAUUCUUCCUGAAGACAUUUGUAAGAAAGCUGGGCAUGCAUUUUCCUCCCUUUUCUCAGUCGUUCAAUGUAAUUCAGUUUCUUUCAUUUCAUGAGUACAUAAAAAUACACAAAGAGGGGGGUCAUAUAGGUGACUUUAGAGUUAAAUAACAAUCCUGGUGUCUUGUGUAAUUUUAGAGAAUAAUUUAUUGUUAUUAUUUUAUUGGUUCAUUCACAUUUGACCAUACAGAGAUGUCUCAGCCUUGUCAGAUAGUUGCAUUAAAUUAAGUACAUUAAUAAACAGCUUUAAAUUGGUUGAAAAUAUGAACAUCAAUCAAGUCCAAGAUUUGCCAGAACUGCUUCUGAUUUCAUCUCUCUUCCAUCUUCUCCCAAUUCUUCUUCAACAAUUCCUCCUUGGUAACAUCAUCCAUCUUGAAAUCCUUCAUGAAUGUUUCUACGGGAACUGUUA